Molecule: messenger RNA, 1056 nt
Organism: Triticum turgidum subsp. durum (durum wheat)
Lineage: Eukaryota; Viridiplantae; Streptophyta; Magnoliopsida; Poales; Poaceae
Source: the annotation of a GenBank genome assembly
AUGAGCACACUGAGGCGUGCGGAAGCAAAGCCGGUGGCGCUGGACGAGCACAUCUUGAGCCUCUCCGAUGGUAUCAUCGGCACGGUAGCGUUCGGCAACAUCUAUGGCAGUGAUAAGUUCUCCCAAAAUAAUAGUUUUCAGGCAGCGCUCGACGAUGUUAUGGAGAUGCUAUCCAGCUCCGGCUCCUCCGCUGAGGACUUGCUCCCCGGAGUCGUUGGCCGCCUUGUUGACCGCGUAACCGGAUUCAUAGCCCGCCGUGAGCGAAUAUUCACACAGUUAGACGCCUUCUUUGAGAUGGUCAUCGAGCAUCACCUGGACCCUAAGCGUAUGCUGCCUCACAAUGGCGGCGACCUCAUUGACGUCCUCAUCGACCUCUGGAAGAAACCACGUGGCACAUUUAGCUUCACCAAGGACCACGUCAAGGCCGUAAUCUUUUCGACGUUCGUUGCUGGCAUUGACACUAGUGCAGCAACGAUUAUGUGGGCGAUGUCGGAGCUGGUCCGGAAGCCGCGCGUGCUCAAGAAGGUGCAGGACCAUAUUAGGGCCUUGGUGGGAGGCAACAAGAGAGUGGAACCAGAAGACAUGCCCAAACUCAGCUACCUCAGGAUGGUGGUGAAGGAGACCUUGCGGCUGCACCCGGCAGCACCGCUUCUACUGCCAAGGGAGACCAUGAGAGACAUCAAGAUCGGUGGGUAUGACGUGCCGGCCAAGACACGGAUCUAUGUGAAUGCAUGGGCCAUCGGCAGAGACCCGAUAAGCUGGUCUAAUGACCCAGAUGAGUUCAACCCUGAUAGGUUUGAAGUAAAUGACAUAGACUUCAAAGGUGAGCAUCCAGAGCUGAUGCCGUUUGGCGCAGGGCGGCGGAUAUGCCCAGGCAUCUCCAUGGCCAUGGCCACCAUUGAGUUUACGCUCGCCAAUCUGCUCUUCAGUUUUGAGUGGGCGCUCCCAGAGGGGACGACAAUAGAUGAUGUGAACAUGGAGGAAGAAGGAAGGCUCAUCUUGCACCGAAAGGAGCCACUCGUACUCGUUCCCACCUCAUACCACCUCGACCUUUAA